GUGAGAAAUUGUGGCAGACGUAGAUUGCAAUACCGUACAUACGAAGCAAAAUCACAAGGAUAGCUACCGUUUUAUCCACAAGCCAACGAUUCACAAUGUCCAGGAAAUACGAUAAUUUCCUCGCGCAGUAUCCUGCAUCGGGAAAACUGACGGCAUAUUCAUUCGCUAAAAUUUGGGAACACUACGAUUCCAACAAUAGUGGUUAUAUUGAUGAAGAUGGAUUAGACUUGUUCUUCAAAGACUUACUGUGCACAAUGACUGAUGACAGGCAUGUCACGGAUGAGAUGGUAAGCGAUAUGAAAUCGUGCUUCAUGGAGGCUUAUGAUGAUGCUGGUGACGGAAAGAUUGCCAUUUCAGAGCUUGCUAAUAUACUUCGAACAGAUGAAAAUUUCUUGCUUCUUUUCCACCGAGAGGAACAGCUCGUUUCAAGUGUAGAGCUUAUGAAGGUGUGGCAGAAAUAUGACACAGACGGCACGAAAUACAUUAGCAGCUCUCAAUUAGAGAGCUUCAUUCAAGACCUGCUUAAGUUGCAUGGUAAAACUGAUAUUCCCAAAUCUAAACUUAUAGAAUACACAAAAGGAAUGUUAACGAUUUUUGAUAAGAACGAUGAUGGACAACUUUCACUCGCAGAAAUGGCAAGACUCCUUUCAAUUAAGCCACAAGACAACAUUAUUUUGCAAGCUGAGAAAUCUUUCAAGCACCUCAGUAUGAGAGAAAAGAAAGCGGAAUUCAAUCGAAUCUUCGACUACUACGAUAAGAGUAAAACGAAAGCAAUAGAAGGCGAAGAACUUGAUGCAUUUGUCAAGGAUCUUCUUGAGAAAAACCAAGCUGACACAAGCCCGAUGCAAAUUGAUCUCUUCAAAAGAUGUAUUCUGCAGAAUUGUGACAAAAAUGGAGACGGUAAAAUUCAAAAGGGAGAGUUGGAAACGUGCCUGGGGAUCUAUGCUGAUGUCAAUUAGUGAAAAUCACGAAGGUAAUUAGAAUUCGAGUUCUAAUUAGAAAUCGGCCGAUAUCAACGCAACGCUUCUUCGCUUCGCGUGUUGGUUUUUCGUCACCAGUUCCAAAAAUGGAGUAUUUACUUGUUCUGGCCUAUCAUUUCGCAUGGAUACAUUUUGGUCUAGUGUUUUACGGAUAGGUCUAUUGUUUCUUUUUCCAUUUAGAUAUUAUUAACAUGAAUAUGUAUAUUUUGAAUUAUACCACAUUAUUACCGAUAGUAUUAAUCUAGUUAAUUAGUGUUUAACCCAACCCAAUUAGUAUUUCGAUGUAUAAAGUUUUAAACCAAUAUUAUGAUAACAGGCGACUGAUAACUCUGAUAUACCAGUUCCACUGGAUUUCAGUCUACUUAAUUCAUUAAGCAAUGCUAUCACACUCACUAUGAUUUUGUGAUUCAAAGCUAUUUUUUACCCACCGACUUAUUUGGUAUUUUUGCCCAAACUCUUAGAACUAUUCUGUAUUGCUUAUAUAUCAACAUUUAUUCUGUCUAUACCUCAACAUCAACUCUACCUGACAAGGACUAAAGCCAAAUUAUUCUUACUUACUUAAAGUGAUGUAGCUUGAAUUAAACACUUUUUAGCUAUUUUGUAAGUUUUAUGAACGUUGUUAUUUAUUACCUGUUGAAAAUUACAUUACGCUUCAUCAUUUAUAUAUACAUGUUGACUUUAAAUCUAUUUUAUUAACGUACUUUUAACUUGCAAUCAUUGUUAAUGUUAAAAAAAAAAGAUUUGUGUCUUGGAAUUUGUAUGUUUGUUGCGUUCAUCUAAUGUUUAUGAAAUGACUUCAGAUUUUCUAUGAUACACAUGUUAUAAAGAUAUCAUAAUUUGACAUGUUCAUUGAUAUUAUGCAAAUAUUGGUUUGGGACUGCAGUAAGCUUUGUUUAAUGCAGAUUUUGACAAAUUUUAUAUUUUAAGUAAACAAUAUACCUGGAACCGUUAUAUAUAUUUGUGACUGUAGCCAGCUGAAGCCAACUCAUGUAUAAUCUAUACAUACAAAUUCACAAUAAACAUCUUCAGCAUUCGGAUAUAAAUCAAAUGUUUAAGUGAAAAAGAAAAGCGAACGUGUGAUUGAAUGAGUCAAGAUGUUUCAGUAACAUACAGUGCUGGUCGGUGCAUAUUUUGAUUAGGCCCAUGAAUUAAUAUAAAUUUGAAACUUUCUUUGGAGGCAACUAAAUGAUGUAUUUUUGUGAUCGUGCAAUAUUUUUGAUCAAUAUUAUCAUUCCAUCUUUACAUAAUAGGCCUAUUUUACAAACACAGGUACGGUAUGAAUCGGAUUAGGAAAGAAAUUGUCAAUUAUAGCCUGGUGUAUUGUACUACAGUAUUGUGAGGUGUUUUAAAUUCCGACGACAGUCUUACCAAACAUAUGUGAUAUUUUAUUACAAAAUAUCAGAUGUAAUGUUAACACUUUUAAUGGAAGCACGGGCUUAGCUUACGGACAAUAGUAUUUGCUUCGAGAGUAUAUUUGUUGCAAACCUAACACUUUCAAAGUGAGAACUCAAUUAUUCAUGCUGAUGCCAAAGUAAGAGUAUAUGUAAAAAAAGUUCCUGCUUUAAAUAUUACAAUGAAUAAAUGGAAACGGUGGUUUGUUUGGACGGAAUUUAUAGGAAUGUUCUAGUGGUAAUUUUUCAUCAGAAAAUCUUAAUACUACUGCACAAUAUAUAUUCAUACGUGUUUGUGACACGCUGUAACUUGCAUUAAAAUGCUAAACAUGGAAAGUACA
Messenger RNA from Anneissia japonica, 2712 nucleotides. RefSeq names its product secretagogin-like. Gene Ontology annotation, molecular function: calcium ion binding. Gene Ontology annotation, biological process: regulation of cytosolic calcium ion concentration. Bases 96 to 959 code for a protein of 287 amino acids. The transcript has 11 exons. The record is from RefSeq and is a predicted model, not a curated record. Lineage: Eukaryota; Metazoa; Echinodermata; Crinoidea; Comatulida; Comatulidae. Gene Ontology annotation, cellular component: synapse; nucleus; neuron projection.